Molecule: messenger RNA, 990 nt
Organism: Pieris macdunnoughi
Lineage: Eukaryota; Metazoa; Arthropoda; Insecta; Lepidoptera; Pieridae
Source: the annotation of a GenBank genome assembly
AUGGACAACGAAGACAACGCAAAAGCACAAGCCCGUUCCAUCCUUGGACCUACAAAAGACGCAGAAUUCCUACAAAGUUUCGUACGGAUCGGCGUUGGCGAUGAGGAGGAGGAAACCCCAGUCCCCAAAGCUUCGAUCAGCAAGCGAGCCCCGCCCGCAGAGAAGACCGACACCAUUGAAGAUGAGCAGCCAGAAGAUAGAAAGGAGUCGCUCAAGCCGAAGAGGAAGAGUGGACGCAAGCCAAAACGUGAAAGACGGAUUCGUCAAGAGGAGUUGUAUACUGAUAAGGAUCGGGCAGCGGCUGUUGUGAUGGGGUCUAAAGACAUUAAAUUCUCCCUCAAUAUGAAGGACAAGGCGGAAAGGAGCAGUGCUUUACAAAUUCCAGCGGAGGCGGAUGCUGGAACACUAUUAGCGUUGGCGCGUGCGGAGAUGAUGCGGGAGCGGUACCGUACGGCGCUGAUGUUUGUGGAUAAGGCUAUUGAGCUAGCACCAGAGGACAAGGCAGCCUACGUCGCGCGUAGCAAAUGUUACCUAUUACUCGGCGAGCCCCGAUCAGCUUUAGAGGAUGCGGAAACGGCUCUCAAACUUGAUCCGAAACAUGCAAAGGCUUUACUGCAGAAGGCUGAAUCCUUAUACUAUUGUGGGGAGUUCGAAAUGAGUCUAGUGCAUUACCAUAGAGGCCUACGCGCACGACCUGAUUUAAGUGAAUUUAGACUUGGCGUUCAAAAGGCACAGGAAGCCAUAGAGAAUACAAUAGGAUCCGUAAAACAAGUGAAAAGCGGUGGUAAGAGGAACAGUAAACAGUCCAGGCCAGUGCUGGGACAGCUGAUGUCUGAUAAACUCUAUCUGGAGAACCUUCUGAAGAACCCUGACUUAGCUAUUGCUGAUAAGAAAAAUGACGUCGUGCUGAAGCAGGCGGAGGAGGCUAUACGCUUUUUGGAGAAUAGGGAGGAAUUCUGGAGGCAACAACAAAGCGCGAAUCGUCACUAA